AUGGGAAAGAAAAAGAUUCCCAUUACUUUCGUUGAAGAUCCAGUGAAACACAAAAUUCAUUUCCAUAAGAGGAUGCAUGGACUUUUCAAAAAGUUUCAUGAACUAUCUGUUCUUUACGGAGAUCCGAUGUGUAUGAUUGUUGAAGAUGAAAAUAAAAAUUCAUAUUGCUAUAAAACUGAUUCAGGAAGACAUGCCAAGCUCAUUGCUGCUGAAUACGACAAGCUCAACGUAUCAGAUAAGGUGAAGGUUUACAAUCCAGCAACAAGAACCUUUCAUAACAAGCUUAAAGUUGUCCGUGAAUUGGAAGACCAUGAUCAAGGGAUGAUUGCACUACAAAAUGCAACCGCUGAAGUAGCUACAGUUCUUCAUGGCAUCGAGGAAGUACAACUGCAUGGUGAUAGUAAUCUUCAUUUUGCACAUCCAGGGAAUGAAGAUGAUUUCUCUGUGGAAUGGCUUGAAAAUUUUCUUUUGUCUGAAGUUGAGGACAAGGAUGGACAUAAUCCCUCUGUUCCUACAUAA
Molecule: messenger RNA, 519 nt
Organism: Cryptomeria japonica (Japanese cedar)
Lineage: Eukaryota; Viridiplantae; Streptophyta; Pinopsida; Cupressales; Cupressaceae
Product: floral homeotic protein APETALA 1 C-like
Exons: 1
Coding region: 1-519 (172 amino acids)
Molecular function (GO): protein dimerization activity; DNA binding
Source: RefSeq, a predicted model, not a curated record